GCUUUGUGUCCUCGUAGACUUGAGAAGUUGGGGAAGCCUGGGCUUUGUGGAGAGCUGUCCAGUGGGUAGGAGACACUGCUCAGCUUCUGAAUCUCUGAUAGUCAGAGACAGGGAGAAAAACUCUGGGACAGUGACAACCUUGAAAGGAAUUGCUGUAACCAUGGAAAGACCCUGACAUUUGUAUUUUCUGCAUAAACGUGUUUCCUCUCCUGCUGUUCAGGUUUCAAGGGUCCUUUAGAAAUGAUUGUAGAGAACAGUUACUUCUGUCCUCCCAUAUGAAAAGUUUUCUGUUUAGCAACCCUCAUCAGCAUUUUAAAACAUGCUGGCAUGAGAGGCUGGGAAUUUUUCUUAUAAGUUACUACAAGUAUUUAGGUCAAACUCUAAUUAAUCAUUCUGUAUAAGUCUGCGCUUUUUUUCACUGCACUAAUUAUGAUGAAGACACAGAAAAAGGUUAAAGACCUUUUGUACUGUUACAGUCCAGAUAAGUGAUCUUCCACACAGUUUUAGAACAGCUGAAAUACAAAAAGGAAGAAACCGACAAAAAAGUAGUUAUUUCUGUCUCAUUUCAUCACUCUAAAAUUCUUUUCUCCCUCCUCUAAUCUGUGUUUUGCCCUUACAAGACUGUGUGAAGCAGCUUAUAUUUUUGUUCGGUUUUGCAAAGGUGUUUAUCUCAUUUUUUCAGCUAAAAGUCCUACUAAAGAUCAAGAGCAUAGACUGAGUUUGACUAAAGGAACUUUGCCACAGUGAGUAUAGUAGGCGCAAAGUGUUAAAACUCGGCAGGACAAUUAGCACGCAACUUUAAAAUGUCUUGAUUAGUUUUCAUGGUAGGAAGUACUUUGCAGUUCAAGUUAAGCAUGGAGAUGGUAAGAUUUUGUUUAAUGUUCUCAGUGUUUUACAGCCACAGUCUACUUUUCUCCUCCCACAUUGUAAAUGCAAGUGAAUCCGCUUACAACCUGCUUGGAGUGAGAAUUAAGUCUAAUUACAGUAUCUCACAUUGCCAUCACUUUGUAGAGGCAGGUUAGUACAGAACAGUAAAGGAGGGAAGAGAAACUGGAGCAAGAAAUUUGUCUGAAGAUCUCAAGGAGCUUUACUAACAUUCAGUUCCAAACCACAGCCCAAGCACAACCCAAUUUUCAUUUCAUUAUUGCUGAUGGAGACAUUAUUUCACUAACCCACAGCAUUCUCCCAUUCUCCUUAGGCCCUGCAGGUGCCUGUCUGUGUUACAGAAUACCAAAUCAUAGCAUAAUCAUGUUAUAUGCUGCUCUAGGAGAUUGGGCCUGUGCCUAGUUAAAAGUUAAUAUUGCCUUAAUAUAUUAAGUGGGAACUUUCUACAAUACAAACCACAGCUUAAAGAGGUAGCUACUGUUACAUUUGUGUUUCCAGGACUUUGAAAACAGCCUGAGGACAUAGGGCAUAGAAAAGUUUCCUGAAUCACAAAUUGAACAUGAUGUAACAAAACCAUCCUGUUGCAAAAAAAAAAAAAAAAAAAAAGAAAAAUGGCUCACAGCAUUCUGAACUCUGUAAGCAGGUAAAGCAAUUUAUUAAUCAGUGCUUGGCAUUGGCAAGGCCUCACAUGGAGACAAAGAGUGAGCCAGCAGGGGUUUCUUAGCUGAGAGAAAAGUGGGAGCAGAGGCAUAACUCUUUAAAUACAUAAGAUAGUUGCAAAACAUAAGGGAAUAACCUAUUUUCCACGUUCAUUGCCAGCAGGAAAAGAAGUGACAGGUUUACAUUAGGGUACAACUAAGUCAGUUUAGAGUAGGGAAUACCUGUGAACAGUAAAGGACAGCAAAGCACUGAAAUAGAGCGUUUGAGGAAAUGUUAGGAAGCUGUCAAUGGAAGUCUUUGAGAACAGGUUCAACAAACAUCUGUCAGGAAUAACAGAGAUACAGCUGAUAUGACUGACAGCAAAGGAACUAGUUCAUCUCUGGAACCCUGCCCUGUGUUUGAAGGAAUCUCUGAAUCAAAAAAAUAAUUGCUCUGCUAAGACUUCCUGAAGGUUUUCUAAGUUACAGCUGUGAGGAUCAUCUCUGUUUUGAACCCAUCUGUGGAAAUCACUGUUUGUUGGAACUUAACACAGGCAGCAGUGGUGGGACUGGCUCCCACCUCCGUACCUACGGUCUCACAUGGAAUCUCAUUUACUGUAGUGGAUCUCCAAAUCUGUUCAAAACUGGGUUUCAAUUACCUCUGUGUUAUGGUAACUCUUUGUGCAUUGGAACUCUAAGGGAAAAAAACCAGUAAAACUACUCCAUCAAGACAUAUGGGAUAGUGGGGAGUGGAUGUCCUUCCAAUUCCAAUAAACAAAAGAAAAAUCCAUCGUGGCAUGCUGUGAUACAAUAGAGGACUUGAUUUAUUUACCAGAUGAAUAGAUAACAUGAAUAAUGAGCUGAUAAUCAGUAAAAAAAGGAAAAAAUAGCAAAAGAAAAACUUCUUUCAAAGUGUUUACUGACUUAGCAGCCUACCAGUCUUAUCUCCCUUCCUCAGCCCUGUUUUCUGAAUCAGCAGUAGUUAAAUUUUCCAGCAACCCCUACAUGAAAGGGAGUGUAAAGGGUGACUGGGGAUUUCCGGUGAGUGACCUCGCCUUUGAGUGGGACAGUCAAUGCUUUUGCUCUGACAUUCUUUCUAUGAAGCAGAGCAGUGACAGCUGAAGUUGCUUUCCAGAAGUCAUCUCAACAGAGCUCUGGCAGUAUCCAAUACCUUAAUUUUCUCAGCACAGAAGACAAACCACCUUGAAUUCUCUAAUUUCCUGAAUUUUUCAAGUUGGUGACAAUGGCAACUAAAUUUGGAGUUACCUCAGCAGUGUUUUUCAUCUGGGUGAUGACAUUCAUGGCUCAAAAUUACUUUGUAACAGGUUCCACUCAUUCACCUUGCAGGAUCACAGGUGUAGGACUCUAUCUUGAGAAGAAAGUGAAUUUCUCAGAAGCAAGUAAUGCAUGUAAUCAACUGAAUCUACAAUUGGCAAGUAAAGACCAAGUUGAAAAUGCUUUGAAACAUGAGUUUCAAACAUGCAGCUUUGGAUGGGUGAAAGAUGGAUUUGUUGUUAUUCCUCGGACAACACCCAACAACAAAUGUGGUAAGGGCAAAACUGGACUAGUGCGAUGGAAUGCUGACCUCCUUCAAACAUUUCAUGUUUACUGCUUCAAUUCCUCAGAUGUCCAGAUUAAUUCAUGUAAACCAGACCCAACUACAGCAACAUUUCCUUCAUCAAGUGCAUCGACGGACUCGACUGCACAUUCAGCCUCUGAUUUCACUGAGAACAUCACAGCAGUGCCCACUGGGACUGAGCCAGAGCAAUUCCCGAAAAACAGAAGGUUUCGUGUCAUCUGUGUAACUGAAACGUUACCCACAGAGGGGCCCACCACAGCACUGCCAGAGGAAUCCUCUGCGACUGCCUCUCCCAGCCACACUGCCCGGUCUGCCUUCAAGAACGACUCUGUCAUCUUUGGAGGUAUCCCCACUGCACUUCUUGUCCUGGCAAUCAUCUUCUUCAUUAUUUCAGUUGUUCUAGCAGUCUGUUAUAUCAAAAAGUACAAGAAAACCUUCCCAUUUUUAAACAAGACUCAGGAAAAAGAAAUGGUUGGAACUGUUGCUCUCAAAGAGGCAAAGUUAAAUGACAAAACACCUGAGAAGGAAGCACAGACUAAUGGAAAUAAGGUAGAAGAGUCUAAAACUAAGUCUGAGGCCACAGUAAAAUGUCUAGAAGCAGAAGUUUAAAGCAAAGAAUGUACAAUUCCUGAUGGAAAUAUAAAAUUAAGCACACAGAACUUUGCAAUGCUUUUAAACUUGGCUGAUUGUGAAUACUCAUGACUAUUUUCUCUAUCUUAACAUAUGAAACCUUGUUUUUUAAUAAUUACAUCUUUGUCUGCAAAUAUUCUUGAAGGAGAACAUGGUAUCUUAUUUACUUGAAAUAAAUAAAAAAUCCAUAUUACAGCUCAUUUUUCAUCUAUAAUAAAGAAGUAAUUAGGAAUAUGCUAUUAAUGACAUGCACUGUGUUAACUAUUUGCAUUGAAUUCAGAUCAAUAUAUCAUUAAAAGUUUUUAUAUCCAGCUGGAGGAUGUCUGCUAACUUAAUGUCUAAUAUAAAAUGAUGAUACUGUAGUUAUUCCUCAUGUAGAUCAGCUUAUUUCCAUCCAGUAGUUGCACACUGUUUUAAAAAAAGUCUGUUUACAAACAGAAGAAAUAGUUCUGUUUACAAGUGCGUGAAAAACCAAAGGACUAACCCACUGUCAUUCAAAUACCCAAGAAAGGGUACAAAGAUGCUGAUGUCUAUAUAUACAGCAAAGAAUAACUUUCUUAGACACCUUCAUCCUAUCAUAAUUUUAUUUAUUAAAACCAGUAUCAUCUUCUGCAUCAGAGAUAUUGACAGGGGUGGGGGAAAAAGCCUUGAUCUGUAUCUCAACACUUAUAUUUGAGAUAUUUUGUGUAUAUUUAAGUGUGGGUUUCAUAAUAAGGGUCUCAGGUGGUA
Messenger RNA from Pseudopipra pipra, 4461 nucleotides. RefSeq names its product lymphatic vessel endothelial hyaluronan receptor 1 (gene LYVE1). The coding region runs from base 2767 to 3711 and encodes 314 amino acids. Lineage: Eukaryota; Metazoa; Chordata; Aves; Passeriformes; Pipridae. Gene Ontology annotation, molecular function: transmembrane signaling receptor activity; hyaluronic acid binding. The record is from RefSeq and is a predicted model, not a curated record. The transcript has 6 exons. Gene Ontology annotation, biological process: cell adhesion. Gene Ontology annotation, cellular component: plasma membrane.